UUGGGAAUGGGAGUGGGAGCAAUCUAGUGGUAGUGUCUUCUUCUUCUUCCUCCUCCUCAGAUUCGCAAAUGUGGAUUCAGUCCUUAUGAAUCCUGCAAAUUCACGAAAAACCCAUUUGAGAUAGAAAGCCAAAAGCAGAGUAGAGAAGGCAAAAGAAGCAAAGCAAAGAGAGGCAGAGAAAAUGAGUGGCUUUGCGCUGGGUUUAGCGUUUGAUUCCAAAUCAGGUCAAAUGGUAAUGGUGGCUCUGCUUUUAACGGUUGGGACCUUCUAUGCUGGCACCCUCUUUGGCAACAAUGACCCCAUCUACGUCUCCGAGCUCCCUUCCAAUUCUUCUUCUUCUUCUCCUUCUUCCUUUUCCACUGCUUGUAGAGUUCAUGAAGACAUAAAACUUUGGGAAUAUACAGUACAAAGGCUUUUAGAUUGGAACAUGAUAAUAUUGGGUAUCAUACUCUGUUGGGUAAUCUACAGGCAAGUUUUGGACAAUGGAAUGGAGUUGAAGUAAGGAGGGUAGUAAAUGAGAAGGAUCUGAAGAAGAAACCAUGGUGGAGUUGCAUUGAGGCUAAAGGGAUGAUCCAUGGAUUUGUUUCUGCAGUAGAUCACACCAUCAAAUAGAGGAGAUUUAUGAGAUAUUGGCAUGUUUAAUUCAGAUGAUACAGGAGUUUGUAUGGUAGUAUUUGCCUGAAUUUAUCAACUGAGUGGUGCAUUCUAACACCCCAGCAGACAUAUUAUCCUGGUUUAGAUUCGGUAUCCACAUGUUCAAAUAGGAGGGGGUUGAAUGAGAGGUAAUAUGCAGUUGGCAGAAAGGACCACCCGAGACAUGCUUGUUUUGCUUCAUUCCUCUGCCAAAAGAUUAUAUGAAACCCAUAAAUGGCCAACCGGCAGGGAUUGUGUGGUGAAGCAAUGUGAAUCAUACAUGACUUGACAAAUUUGUGUGCAUGAGAAGAAUUGACUUUGGUGGUUCCUAGGUGGUGUUAUGCACUUUAUACAUGGGAUGGCUGAGCCUGAUCAAAGGGACAAUUGUUUGUCAUACCCCUCUUUUGUUUACAUGUGUUUGCUUUCUCCAGUGGUAUGACUGGCUAUGUAGUUAGCAUUUGAUACUGCUUUUGUUUGUCAUUUACAAAAAAUAAGAUAGGUAAAUUUGAAGUCAUUAAUGGCAUGAUUUUUU
Molecule: messenger RNA, 1165 nt
Organism: Quercus robur (English oak)
Lineage: Eukaryota; Viridiplantae; Streptophyta; Magnoliopsida; Fagales; Fagaceae
Exons: 2
Coding region: 182-502 (106 amino acids)
Source: RefSeq, a predicted model, not a curated record